GCGCAAGCGCACCGUCCCUCAGUGAAAGUCGCGCGCAUGUUCUACGUUUUCGUGUGCCAACAUCUUCGUCUAGUUAUUGUUUGUUGGUUGCGCCAGUGCAGCGGGGAAAGGAGGUCGAAACUUGUCCGCAACUCUGGUAACAUACUGCAGUAUUAUAUGGAACGUUAUCUUGAAAAUGGUGUAGUAGUAACAGACAUGCAGUUUAAAUAAAACUGUGUUUGAAAGCUUUUGGAGUGCACUUAUAUCGAGCAUGAUGAGUGGAAGUGAGCCCACGCUGACAGAGCCGCCCGUACCGCUGGCGCUGGCUCGGCUGCAGGGCCGGCCGGGGCGCGCACCGCGCGGUCUUCGAUCGCACCGCCCCAGCCUGCCUCUCGCCAGCCUGCAGGAGUCCAUAGACGAGACUCCGCGGCGCUUUAGCGACGAACCUUUCGCGCCUGAUACAGAUGAUGACGAAGCAUUUUCCGAUAUGAUACUCGCUGACCCGCCAAGAACGGCGGCUAACGGUCGGCGAGCUUCUGACGCAGCAUUCGCUGAACGAUAUAGACAGCUGAGCGAUUUCGACGGCCCUCCGCCUGAUCCCCCCCGUCGGGCUUCAUUGUCAGUGUCCGUAGGGGCAGAGGGGUUUAGUGACAAAGGUCGCCGUCGAUCCUGGGCGGCACGCCUGCAACUGGAGCGUAAGAAGAGACGAAAAUCAGGAGGAGGGAACGAUACUGACGAGGAAAGUGACACCCCUGUAUACAUACGGCAAAAAAGGCCAUCUUGGUGGAAUGUAUUCGUGCCUGAUAACAUCAAAAACAGGUCUAGGCGGGCGUCGCAGCAGCUGUCGCGGAGUGCCGAGAGUAUCGACCAGUCCUUCAAAAGGUCAAAAAGUCGGUCAGUGGAUCAUGGGUUCGCGGCCGCGUUCGAGCUGGACUCCCUGCGCUCCAAGGUGGAGGACAGGUUCAACGCUGUCCACAGAGAUGAGGAUGAACACGCCAAACGACUACCACCUCCGCCGCCGAUUAAAACUAUUACUUACACGGUCAGGGACCGCGACACGUUGACGUCGCUGGCGGCCCGCUUCGACACCACGCCCUCCGAGCUGACCAAGCUGAACAGGCUCGCCACACAGUUCAUCUUUCCCGGACAACGGCUGUUGGUACCGGACAAGAAGAAAGGUGGCGAUAAGGACUCUGAUGGUCCCUCGGAGAGCGGGGACAACACGUCGGAGUCAACAGUGGGCCCGCCCAGCGAACCUGCACAAGAAAAAGAGAUCCUGGACAGCCUGCGGCCCGUGUCGCCGGAGGCGCCGACCAGCAGCAGCGCCCCGCAGCGCUUCCUCAAGAUCAACGUGCGUCACAUCACAGACGGACAGGUUGGAGUUGGGUUGCAGGGCGUGGUGUCGGGCGUGCUGCUGGUGACGCCGAACGCAGUGAUGUUCGACCCGAACGUGUCGGACGCGCUGGUGAUGGAGCACGGGCCCGAGUCGUACGGGGUCAUCGCGCCCAUGGAGUACGUCGUCAACGCGGCCAUCUUCUAUGACAUCGCGCACAUGCGCACGCACGGACCCGACCAAAACACUAACAAGGCAGAGACAGCUGAAAUAUACUACAUGAAUAAAUCCGAACAUUCGCCAGGAAAGGAUUCUCUGCUGGUCAAGGACGAGACGUUCCCAGAGCUGCAGGCAGCCAACGGCGAGGGCGAGGGUGGCCCGGGCGACGAGCGGCCCGGCUCCGGCGACCCCGAGGACCGCGGCGGCGCCGCCUUCCCCAAGGCCUUUGAGCGCGAGCUCGUCACGCCCACCGCGCUCCAGCAACAAUCGACUGAAGAGAGGCGGAAGUCCCUUUUGGAUCACCACUGGGCUAUCCCAAGCAAAGACAGGAUGUCCAUCGACCAAGGAAGCGAGAGUGACGACGUGUUCCAGGUAUCAUCCAGCACUGACCACAAAGACGAAGGCGGCGAGGCCGCCGAAGGAGGCGCAAGCGUCGAGGGCGCCGAGCCCGGGUCCGGCACCGAGGCCGACGAGGCGAGCGCCGAGCCCGGGUCCGGCACCGAGGCCGACGAGGCGAGCGCCGAGCCCGGGUCCGGCACCGAGGCCGACGAGGCGGGCGACGAGGCCGGGCCGCAGCCCGCCAACGCGCUGCACCUCGUCAAGCUGUCCUACCACGACUCGGGCAUCGACAUCCGCGACCCGCUGCUGCAUGUCACUCCCGCCAAGUCUAAGAAGGUGUACAGCGACGCCGACAUAGUGCUGUCGGCGGAGUGGGUCCCGCCGGUGUGCCUGCCGCGCGGCGACCCGCCGCUGUCGGCGCCGCCGCUCGGCGAGGCGGAGCGCGCGCCGCGCAAGCCCGCCGCCGUCUCCUUCUCGCUCGACGGCAACAACCAGAAGGAGGACGCGAACAAGCCCGACAAGAAGAAUAAGAUGCUGAAGCGGCUCUCGUACCCGCUGUCGUGGGUGGAGGGCCUGACAGGCGAGGGCGGCGCGCCGGGCGCCGGCGAGUCGCUGCCCGCCUCCGACACGCACAACACCAGCGUCUUCUCCAAAGUGUUCAACAGCUCGCCAAUGAACCUAGUGGAGUUCGGUACUGGUUUGUUCCUGAGUAAAACCCCCUCCGAAGAGGCGCCGCACGACGCGCUCGCCGCCCCGGGGCGCAGCUCGCUGGGCGGGUUCGGGCGCGCGACGCCCAAGCCGCCGGCCGGCGCGCAGCCGCGCCUCGACUACCGCAGCAUGGUCUCAGUCGACGACAUGCCCGAUCUCUUCGCUUCUUUUGACAAGCUAAUCCCGCGGCCAGCGCGGCCCAGCGACGACCCGCCGCUGUACCUGCGGCUCCGCAUGGGCAAGCCGGCGGGCCGCCCGCUGCCACGCACCACGCCGCUCAUGUCCUACGGCCGCAAACGCAUGAAGCCCGAAUACUGGUUCGGUGUUCCCAGAAAUAGGGUGGACGACUUAUUCAAGUUCCUGACACACUGGGUGCCGGACCGGUAUGGGCCACUGGGCGACGUGUCCGCGCAGGGCUACGAGCUCAUCGACUCGGACACCGAGUGGGACGAUGACGAUCACAAGCCACACAAGGGCGAGCGCACCGGCAGCUCGGGCGACGUGUCGGACAUCACUCGCGAGUCCUGGGAGCUGCUGAAGGCGCCGUAUGUGAAAAUAUAUUCGAUAAUGAAGAGCCAGGCGGAGGCGCUGGGCGACUCGCUCGGCGAGGAGCCGCGGCCCGAGGUGCUGUCGAUGAGCGAUGAGCUGCGACGCGCGCUGUACUCGACGGGCUCCUCCGUCGACAUGGAGUUCUCGCCGCCCGACCUCAUCGGCACUUCCGAGAUUUUUACCAUGGAACACAGAGAGAAGCUGUGCAGCGUGCUGCCGGCGCGCGCGCAGGGCUACAUGUGGUCGCUGGCCUUCAGCACCAGCCAGCACGGCUUCUCGCUCGCCUCCAUGUACCGCAAGAUGCAGCGCGUCGACAGCCCCGUGCUGCUCGUCAUACAGGACACACAGAACAAUGUGUUCGGUGCGCUGACAUCGUGCGCGCUGCACCCGUCCGAGCACUUCUACGGCACGGGCGAGUCGCUCCUGUUCUCGUUCCAACGCGUGGACGAGCGGCGCGCGUCCACCGACGAGCCGCGCUCGACGUCCGCGCCCGCGCCCGCGCCCGCCGCCGCCCCCGCCCUCUCCCUCCCACCCGACGUCACCGUCGACGCCGAUGAAAAACACGAUCAAACGCCACCGGUGAAAACCAAAUUUAAGUAUUGGGGUUGGACAGGCGACAACAUGUAUUUUAUUCGUGGCAGCAACGACAACAUCUCCAUUGGCGCUGGCGACGGCAAGUUCGGGCUGUGGCUGGACGGAGACCUGUACCUGGGCCGCACGCAGCGCUGCACCACGUACGGCAACGAGCCGCUAACGACGCGCGAGGACUUCAUAGUCAAGAUCAUGGAGUGCUGGACCUUCAUCUGAGCGGCGCGCGCCGCCGCCACCGCCGCCUCCGCCGCGCCCGAGCCUCCGUCGCCGUCACGCCGCUCCAUUCUCAUACUUCACGACAUAAGCUUUAGACUAUCUUAUGAAAUUUGCUAUAAAGAUUUGACAUUUUUACAAGUCAGUCUUUUCGACUGUAGUACCGAUGAGUCCGAGUACGAUUUUGUACUCGCAUCGUGACUCAAUUGGCGUAGAAUGACAUCGAUAGGCCGCAACGAAGACAAUAUACGAAACUUCUAAGCGCAUUUCUAGUCAAAUGUACUAAAGUAAACCUGACCAAUGUUUUGAUUCUCUUCGAAUUUAGUGGCGUGUUCUGAUGGAGCGUCGACCCGGGGCCGGGCGCGGGCGACCUCUCGCGAGUAGAGCAAGUGCAUUAAUCCUAGUCAAUUGUCACUCGUAUCUAAGUUGACGGUUUGUAGAAGAUGGCAGAGCUGCUAGCGCGCGAGCUCUGGAAUAGUUCGCAUGCGGCGCGACCGAGGCCGCCGGCUGCACCGCCACCAGCCCAAUACUGAUUACGUGUCAAUUCAUACAAUUACUAUUGUGCAUUGUUAUUAAGAAAAUAUUAAAAACGUAUUUGUUACGAUACAAUCAAUGUAUAAUGUUAUGUAGCAAGUUUUUAACUAAGGAACAGCCGUUUUAGUGAGGUGUUACGGGAAUUAUCAAAGGGCUUGCUGGUAGCAUACAGUGACGGUAUACAAUUUAGAGUUGCCUGGACUGACGGACGAUUUCCGUUCCGAUAGAGUUUAUACUGCUGAGCACAAGCCACUUCAAUUGAUGAGCGUUGCUCUCUGAACCAGGCACUGCCUAUUGCUGCCUGCACUGCCGCAAGUGUAUUUGUCGCUACAACUUAGCAGUCCAUUGGAAAAUUUACUCUUGAUUGAUCCAACUGACUUAGACCGAUUAAUGUCAUUGAUUCUCAAUGGAUCUGUACUGAACCAUUUUGUUAUAAUAUAUAUAUAUACUUUUUAUAUAUAACUUUAAGCACAGAAUGACCACGCCUGUGGUUAGUCCCUGCUCUUAAGCAUAAAUAUUUACUAGAGUUAUUUCUCAAAUAGACCACGUUCUCAGAAUAGAAACACUUAGAACAACAACUACCAUAUAUAAUAAAUAUUAUCGACAUCACUACAUUUCUAAAAAUAUCAUCCGCUUUCUAAAAUACGUUAUAAUUACUGCAACGGUAGUUUUUAGUGAGUUAUCAGUCUGGAAAUAGUCCGUCAAGUGGUGGAUCUAACGGCUUCGUUAAGCAACAGCCGUUUAUUUUAUCUGAACCCACAAGUCGGCUUACUGCACAUUCUCAAUUCUUCUAUUCAUAAGUGUAUUAUCUGGGACCAGUCCAGACGCUAAAAAUAAAUAUUAUAAAAGACACCAGUACACUGUUGCAGUCACAUGUCAUUGUAAUACAAGCCUACGAGCUGGGAUGUUGCGUUCCCGGACACUAAAUUUUCACGAGAGAGAAGAUGUAUUCCAUAGUGGAGUAAUGUUAACUGUUGCUCGUAAGAACUACAAGACGUGUCAAAUUAAUAGGUUUCAAAAAGUUAAACUAACUCAGAGGCUGGUAAAAAUUAAGAAUGUGCAGUUCAGUAUACUUCAAAGAGUCUGGAACAAUAUAACAUAUCUGAAUGUCUAUUACAUAUGCCAUUAUAAAUAAAAACUGUAGCACCUUCCCCUUUUUUAUAAUUUUAACAAAGAUUUAAUGUCCAUGGUUUAAUGCUUAAUGUUUCAUCACUACGAGUCAUAAUAAUUAUAUUAGUGAGCAUUACUGUUCUGUGAUUUUACUACCUACUCUGGUUUGUUGUCACUUGACGGUGAACAGCUAAGUAAGUUUAUUUUACUACCUACUCUGGUUUGUUGUCACUUGACGGUGAACAGCUAAGUAAGUUUAUUUUACUACCUACUCUGGUUUGUUGUCACUUGACGGUGAACAGCUAAGUAAGUUUAUUUUACUACCUACUCUGGUUUGUUGUCACUUGACGGUGAACAGCUAAGUAAGUUUAUUUUACUACCUACUCUGGUUUGUUGUCACUUGACGGUGAACAGCUAAGUAAGUUUAUUUUACUACCUACUCUGGUUUGUUGUCACUGUACUGAUGGUGAACAGCUGAGUAAGUUUAUUUUAAAGAACAGUUCACCAGCUUGUUCCAUUCAUUAUAAUAUUUUGACUUAGGCUAGACGUAAAAUUUGUUAUAUCAGAGUGUAAACCGUUAUUUUUGUCAUGUGCUUCAGUACAGAAAUAAGUAGCCGAUAUUUAAUAUUAAAUUAGUAAAAAAAUAGUUAUAUUAGAGGGCUUGAUGAAUAUAAUCGUCAUUGUGCUUAGUAAUCGUGUCACUAGCAUGAUGUUACUCAGAUUUAUCUGGUCGUAGAGCAUUACUUUUGUGGAGUGAGUGCGCUCCGAGCGCCGCCGACGCCGACGUGUCGAGCCGCCGCUUACACUACUUGUACGCUUUUCAUGUAUAUUACAGACUAUUCCUUUUUGAGAUUAUUGGAGUUAUAUUAUGCGAGAAGCCACGCAAAUUAAUAUUAUUGUGAUUACCUAUGUAAUAGUAGUAAAUAUAUUGUGAAGGAAUAUUUUGAAGCAAUGUGCAGGCAUAAUGAAAUACUUUAGUCCUAUCAGAAGCAAUAAUAUCGGAUAAAUGCAAUAUUUAAUAUAUACCGGGUGCUACGCUGCCACCCACGCAACCCGCGCCGGCCGCGUGCGCCGUGCAGUCGUCAUAUACAGAGAGAGCACAUUGUUUUGAGGGUGUCUGCAUAAGUUAUUAUUGUUACAAAUUUAUAAAUAAUUAGACUUGUUGAGUAGCUGUGACAAAUUUAAAUAUAUUUAUUUAUUCACUUUGAGUUUCACUAUAAGAUUAUUGUAGUUGCAUAAUUUUUGUGAUGAUUAUGUUAUUUAUAAGUUGUUAAAAUGUAAAGCAAAGCCAUAAUAAUUCAGAGUAUAUUAUUUUGAGAAAAA
Cydia pomonella (codling moth) is the source of this 6898-nucleotide messenger RNA. RefSeq names its product TLD domain-containing protein 2 (gene mtd). The transcript has 26 exons. Bases 251 to 3934 code for a protein of 1227 amino acids. Gene Ontology annotation, cellular component: nucleus. Gene Ontology annotation, biological process: response to oxidative stress. NCBI's taxonomy places the organism in Eukaryota, Metazoa, Arthropoda, Insecta, Lepidoptera, Tortricidae. The record is from RefSeq and is a predicted model, not a curated record.